UAUCAAAGCAGAGCAUACCGAUUGUACGAUCACAAAAGGAUCACGAAAGCGACGUAAGAUGACAGUAGUGUACAAAAGUUUUCGCUCAUGUGUCGAAAUUAGGUAUAACAUCAAAUACACAACAUGAAUUCCGCAAGCAAGGUGGGUGAAAUUUUCACAGCAGCUGGUGCAGCCUUCAGUAAACUAGGCGAGCUCACAAUGCAACUACACCCAGUUACAGACUCUCCAGCAGGUAAAUGGACUGACGACGAAAUUGAGAUGCUCCGUCACUCGGUGAAGACCUUCAGCGAAGACUUGAACAAAAUAAGCGAGCACAUCAAGAGUCGGACGGUUUCGCAGAUCCGAACUACCCUGAAGAAAAAAGCAUUUGAAGAAGCUGGAGUACCUAUCAGGCAGCAGAUAAUUCCUCCGACGGGGCAAUCACUAGUUCAGCAGCAGCAACUGUCAAAACAGCAAACGGUAAAUCAGACACUGAUAGGAAAAUCGGCGGACGUCACACUAAACAUGCUGAACGCAUCCGAGACUGAGGUAGACGUUGAAGGACUUCAGGAUGAUUGUCCAGUAAAGCUAGAAUUUGAAGGAGCUACCGAGGAAGUCACUUCAUAACUAACUUGAGUCGGUGAUUCAUCCAUCAUUAUCAUCAUCAUCUUCAUUUGUCUUUUGCAAUUUAUUCUGUUAUUAAUUAAGCUAAGUUAUAGAUAUAUUAAUUGUACAAGAUUAGUAAGUUACCUUUCAUAAUAAAUAUAUAAAAAAUAUA
This is a messenger RNA of Odontomachus brunneus, 757 nucleotides long. RefSeq names its product chromatin complexes subunit BAP18. NCBI's taxonomy places the organism in Eukaryota, Metazoa, Arthropoda, Insecta, Hymenoptera, Formicidae. The transcript is spliced from 4 exons. Bases 124 to 606 code for a protein of 160 amino acids. Gene Ontology annotation, cellular component: MLL1 complex; NURF complex. The record is from RefSeq and is a predicted model, not a curated record.